Anastrepha ludens (Mexican fruit fly) is the source of this 2464-nucleotide messenger RNA. RefSeq lists its product as uncharacterized. The record is from RefSeq and is a predicted model, not a curated record. NCBI's taxonomy places the organism in Eukaryota, Metazoa, Arthropoda, Insecta, Diptera, Tephritidae. The coding region runs from base 1 to 2394 and encodes 797 amino acids. The transcript has 4 exons.
AUGAACUUCUUUACUGUCGUUUGCUUACUGAUCGCGUCAGUGCCUGUCAACAUUUUGGUAAAUGCUAAGUGUAGACCCAAAGCGUCAGGGGGCAAAGAUGCUGUGGACAAGCCAAACCAAACGCAGGAAAAUAAUCCGCGGAAUGAAAUAAGUCCGGUGCCUCAACACAAACCAAAGUGCAAGACUUCAAAAACUAAUAAAACUAGCGCGCAGGAGGCACAAGUUCCCGUAAGUAAAUCAGAUCAGACCGAUGGAAUAGAAGAGGAUGAGCAGACGAAGCAAGCAAAUGAUACAACACCGAGCUCCCUUAGCUUGGCAAUUGAAUUUAGUUAUCCCAAGGGGAAGGGGUUUUUGCCCGAUUCUAACUCACCCGGCCAGCCGGAUCUGUCGCGCCAAGAGACCGAGUUGGGCUACAACGGUUAUUUGUACGAUGUUUUUAAGAAGCGUUUAAACCAAGUAUUUCGUGAGCUUUACAACAACGUCAACACGCCACCCGUUACAGCAGCACCGCCACAAACCGAAUAUGAAAACGACAAGUCUCAGAAGCGUUCAGCCGUUAGCAAUUGUCUCUAUGAGGAGUUCAAGCGUCGUUUGGAUAAAUUUAACAACGAGUUUAUGGAGCCUGCGAAAGCCAUUAAACGCACGAGCGACAAGUUCAGCGGGGGCAACCGCUUGGUUGGCGGCAAGCGAUCCACCGUGCAAGAGAGUUUGUACGAGGAGUAUAAGAGACGGCUCGAUAAGCUCGGCAAUGAGCUUUGGCUGGACGGCGAGAAGGUAUUCGACCGCAGUGGGCGUGGCGCAGCGCCCGGCAUGUUGCCAUUCAUGCCCGCAAAGCAGCAAUUGAAACCGAAACGUAGUGCAACUGACACGCCUGCAGAGCAAGAUUUCUAUGGGGAAUAUAAGAAGAAGUUAGACCAAUUGACACGCGAGCUAUACCAGCAGAGCAAUGAACGCCUCUCUCGCACCUAUGAUCACCUCACCGAGCACGGUCUUAGCGCGCCCACAUUGCAGAGAUUAGUGGCAGCUGUGCAAUUGGAUGAUGCCAAAAGCGUGAAGGACGAGUCGCGUGAUAGAUCUGGCACUUUCGAAGGUUCAACUAUUCUGCUGAAAAUCGACAAGUCUAUUGACAAUUUCGAUAAGCUGCAAGACAAACGCAGCUUGGAUGCCACUGACGUAGAUGCGCGCAUUUUUGGCGCUGAUUCGUUAGAUUUUAUGACGGGCGUAGCAAGUGGAGUCGACGCGACGUCCGCUGCCUCUUAUCCGGCAGUGCUCACCAGAUCGCUUGAUGCGAAUUUGGGACUGCUUGGUAAUACCGGGUCGAAGAAUAUGCUUGCAAUGGUCGCCUCGAAAAUGAAUAUGACCACACUGGAGUUGGCCAAAAAGUUGGCGUCUUUGUCUAAUCCACUCGAGUAUGUGGCCAAAAAGGAUCCUCAACUGGGUGCGGAAAUGCAGAAAUUAAUCGAUAUCAGCGUAAGCAAAUUGAGCCAAAGUCCAUCGGGUAAAAAAUUACCAAGAAAUGAAGCAUCAUUAGUACCGGGCUUACCUUUAGUGGCGCCAGCUGCAACAGCAGUGCCGGCACCGCUAAUGCCACAGGAUGCCUUGUACGGUGCCAUUUCAGCACUUGCAGGGCGUCACACAUCCGUUACAGCAAAAGCUGCAACUGCAACUCCAACUACCGCUGCACCAACUACCGCGACACCAACGACUGUACACACACCGACUGAAGAACCAACUCGGAACAAGGCAACCCCCAAUUCGCAAUUACCUGUCAGCUGCACCGCGCAGUCGAACGAUGCCGAGGCGAAGCGUAUUGCCGGCGUUUUGGAUAAAGUGCUGAGCAAGCUGGAGCUCCUACAGGAAUGUAAAGCAAAUGCAGAGCCGGCAGAGCUCAACUGCGCACCGGAUGGCAUACCUUGUGAUGUUGUUGGCUCCUGGAAUUCGUACGAGAUGGGUCUGCGCUUCGACAUUGCGCUCAACAAGGCAGCAGACCGUCGUCUGGGCAUGGCUGAGAAGAACAACAAACUGCUGACAAUUGAAGUGAGCGAACGUGAACCGCCACAUGCGCAUCAUAUCAUCGAUACCGGCUGGAAGUUUAUGGGCAGUACUCUCAACCAGCAAGGCGGCCCAUUCUAUAUUUACUCGCAAAAUCGCGAACUCAGUAUUGUGUCUACUUUUAUUGGUUAUUGUCGAAUCUGUGGCGGUAUCGACACAAUUUUCGGCUCAUGGACGAUUAUGGGCCCCUCAAGGGAUUGCCAAGACGUGACAACAGCGCUUGAGAAUAGGCGUGACAUUUUCCGACGCUACAACAUGGAAAGCAAACGGAACAGACAUUUCAAGGAUAUUCUAUUUGAGAAAAGCAAAUAUUCCAAAUCGCAGUGCAACAAAAAUGGUUGAAUAAUUUUCGUACACUUCGUAUAUUUGAACUGCACUUAGAACUGUGUACAUAGAUCACAUAAUUUCUAGU